Molecule: messenger RNA, 3426 nt
Organism: Tripterygium wilfordii
Lineage: Eukaryota; Viridiplantae; Streptophyta; Magnoliopsida; Celastrales; Celastraceae
Product: probable LRR receptor-like serine/threonine-protein kinase At3g47570
Exons: 4
Coding region: 1-3426 (1141 amino acids)
Biological process (GO): protein phosphorylation
Molecular function (GO): ATP binding; protein binding; protein kinase activity
Source: RefSeq, a predicted model, not a curated record
AUGGAGAGUAUUCUUUUCCAUGUGGUUGCAGUACUGCUGUUGGUUCAGUUCAUGGUGAUUAGUACAACUAAGGUUGUGACUAACAUCACCACUGAUCAAUAUGCUCUUCUUGAUUUCAAAGCUCAUAUUACCUCUGAUAUCUUAGCUCAAAAUUGGUCUACCUCCACUCCCAUAUGUCAAUGGGUUGGUGUCUCUUGCAGUGCACGCCAUGGAAGGGUCACUGCCUUGAAUCUUUCAAACAUGACACUCCAAGGAACCAUCUCUCCACAUCUUGGAAAUCUCUCAUUCCUAAUCUCUCUAAACCUCUCGAUCAACAAUUUCGAUGGAUCUCUACCAAAUGAGCUGGGAAAGCUUCCCCAACUUAAGUGGAUUGAUGUUUCUCAUAAUAGCUUCUCUGGCAUCAUCCCUCAUUCCAUGUUCAACAUGUCAAAGCUGGAAAUUAUGAAUUUAAGCUACAACCUUAUUGAAGGGAGCAUCCCAAUUGAGGAAGGCCAGCUUCCCAGUCUGAAAGUAUUAUACGCGCAUAACAAUAGGCUUUCAGGCUCUUUACCAGAUGAUAUGUGUAAAUGUUUUCCAAAAGUUGAGAAGUUAGCAUUAUCAAAUAACACGUUUGUUGGAACCAUACCAAGGAGUAUCGGAAACCUGACUAAGCUCAAGAAGUUAUAUCUAAGUGUCAACAAUUUAAGAGGUGACAUUCCGCAAGAACUGGGAAAUCUUGUUGAAUUGGAGAUACUUAGCAUGGCGAAUAUGGGACUCGGAGGUUCAAUUCCAUUUUUCAUCUUCAACAUGUCUUCUUUAAAAAUGAUCUAUUUGUAUGGCAAUCGGUUUGUUGGGAGUCUUCCAGUGGAUAUAUGCCACCAUCUUCCUCUACUUAAGGAGCUUCAUCUAGGUGAAAAUAAGCUUAUAGGAAGGAUACCCAAAAGUAUUGGAAAUUGUACUCUACUUGAACGGUUAUGGCUCGAUUAUAAUUACUUGGGAGGUACAAUCCCCCUCGAGGUUGGGCACCUACAAAAUCUGGAGACACUAGAUGUGGGUUCCAACAACCUCACCAGCAAUAUUCCAUCUAGUAUUUUCAACAUUUCAACACUAAAAAUCCUCUCAUUGUGGAACAACCAACUCACAGGAAAUCUUCCAUCAAGCAUAGGCGACACUCUUCCAAAUCUUGAGGAAAUUUAUCUGUGGAACAAUCAACUUAGCGGACCAAUCCCAAGCUCUAUCUCGAAUGCUUCUAAACUAGUAACGCUAUCGUUGCAAAAAAACUCAUUCACUGGAAAUAUAUUCCCCAGUCUCGGUAACUUGAGAUCCCUCCAGUGGCUUAGCCUUGGGGAAAAUGACUUCGCUGGUGAAUCAUCUUCCCAAGAGCUCACAUAUCUCUCUUCUCUAACAAAUUGCCUGAAUUUAAGAUUUCUUGAUUUAUGGGACAAUCCAUUGAAUGGUAUUCUUCCGAGUUCUAUUGGCAAUUUCUCUUCGGCACUUGAAAAUGUUUAUCUAGAAUAUUGUGGACUUAAAGGGGGCAUUCCCAUGGAAAUUGGUAACUGGAGCAACGUAAUACUUAUAAACCUUUCUGCGAAUGAACUAACUGGAUUAGUUCCAAUUGCAAUUGGCAGAUUACAUAAUCUCCAAGGGUUGUUUCUUUAUGAUAAUAAAUUACAAGGACAGAUUCCAACAGAGCUUUGUCAACUACAUAGGUCUGACACUUUAUCAUUGGGUGACAAUAUGCUAAAUGGAUCAAUACCUGCAUGUAUUGGCAAUCUGUCUAGUCUGAGAUAUCUCGACUUGAGCUCUAACAGGCUCAGUUCUGCUAUUCCAACAACCUUGUGGAGCCUUACCUAUAUCUUGAAGGUUUACCUAACUUCAAACUCUUUAACUGGUUCCCUUUCUUCAGAAAUUGGAAGUUUGAAGGUCAUAAUCGAAGUUGAUUUGUCAGGAAAUAAACUAUCAGGUAAUAUCCCCAGUAGCAUUGGGGAACUAAAAGAUCUCACUUUCCUCUCACUUGCGGAUAAUGCUUUUGAUGGCCAAAUUCCAAAAUCAUUUGAUGGCUUGAUAAGCUUGGAGAGGUUGGACCUCUCUAACAAUGAAGUCUCUGGAGUGAUACCAAAGUCGUUGGAGAAACUUUCAUACCUCAGAUAUUUCAAUGUCUCUUUCAAUAGGUUACAAGGAGAAAUUCCAAAUGGAGGACCAUUUGUUAACUUCUCAGCUCAAUUAUUUUUGUCCAAUGAGGGACUCUGUGGCUCGCCUCGAUUGCAAGUCCCGCCAUGCAAAACUACCAAGGCAAGACGAUCCAAUCCAACUUUUGUGCUUCUAUUGAAAUACGUUUUGCCUGCAAUUGCAUCUACAAUAUUGUUGGUGUCUCUUAUCAUUAUUCAUACAAGAGCCCGCAAAAGAAAAGCCAACUUGCCGGUACAAGACAUUCUGACACCCCUUUCCAUGUUGAAAAGAAUUUCAUAUCAAGAGCUUCAACGGGCAACGAAUGGAUUUAGUGAAGGCAACUUGCUUGGCACUGGAAGUUUUGGUUCUGUAUACAGAGGAACACUUUCGGAUUCAGAUAAAACCCAAAUUGCAGUAAAGGUAUUCGACUUGCAGUUAGAGGGUGCAUUUACAAACUUUGAGGUUGAAUGUGAGGUAUUGCGUUGCAUUCGACAUCGGAAUCUUGUCAAGAUUAUCAGCAGUUGCAAUAACAACACUGAUUUUAAAGCCUUGGUAUUGAAGCUCAUGCCUAAUGGGAGCCUAGAAAGAUGGUUGUACUCUCACAACUACUUUUUGGAUGUAUUCCAAAGGUUGAACAUAAUGGAAGAUGUUGCCAUGGCAUUGGAAUAUCUGCAUCAGGGCCUUUCAACACCAAUCGUCCAUUGUGAUCUGAAACCUGGUAACAUCUUGCUAGAUGAGGAUAUGGUGGCACAUGUUAGUGACUUUGGAAUCGCCAAACUCUUGGGUGAAGGAGAAGCUAUGAGACGAACAAUGACACUGGCCACUAUUGGAUACAUGGCUCCAGAGCAUGGAUUGGCAGGAAUUGUUUCUACAAAAUGCGAUGUCUAUGCUUUUGGUAUCCUAGUGUUGGAAACUUUCACAAGAAAGAAGCCUACAGAUGCAAUGUUUGUGGGGGAAAUGAACUUGAAAAGUUGGGUGAAAGAGUCGUUAACAUAUGCACUAAGUGAAGUUGUUGAUGACAAUUUGUUGAACAAAGAAGAGAGACAUCUUGAUGAUAAAAUGAAUUGUAUUUCAUCAAUUAUGCAAUUGGCUUUGUCUUGCACAGAAGACUCACCAGUAGAUCGAAUAAACAUGAGUGAUGCCUUGGUUGCACUCAAAAAGAUCAAGAAAAAGCUGUUGAAGGAUAUCGAAUCCGAGUGUAAAACAAGAUGUGAGUUUCCUUUUCUUCUUUUCUUAGAUGUCAAACUUUCAGUUACAAUCACAAGGCAUGAUCACUAG